This is a messenger RNA of Puccinia graminis f. sp. tritici CRL 75-36-700-3, 839 nucleotides long. RefSeq lists its product as uncharacterized. The record is from RefSeq and is a predicted model, not a curated record. The transcript has 2 exons. Lineage: Eukaryota; Fungi; Basidiomycota; Pucciniomycetes; Pucciniales; Pucciniaceae. The coding region runs from base 1 to 783 and encodes 260 amino acids.
AUGCACCAGCUCAGCCGGGCCGGGAAGAACAAGCUAGGCAAAGCCAUAUGUCCGAUCGACUCAUCCCAGCCAUCAGUAACCUCGAUCGUUGCUCAAUCAGACAGCAUCGACCUACACCAUCGAACUCUAGCCUCAGUAGCCUCAAUCGUUGCUUGUUUGUCGUUGUCUUCGACUCAACCCUCAGUAACCUCGAUCAUUACUGGAUCUUUGCUCCGUCGGUCAACGUCACAUCCAUACUGUACUUGUCCAUCCAAGGUCAGCUUUGAUUCCCCUCCGCGAAGUUUCAUGGAAUGCUAUCUGAAGAGCCAAUGCGGCGCUGGCUCUCAUGCUGGUUACGGACACCAAAACUCUGCAAAUCCAGGCGGUUACGGGAUUGGCAAGCAAUAUGAAAGCGCAUCCGGAAGGCUGAAUCAAUCGGACCGAAACGAAGGAUAUUCAAAGACCUCCUCGAGGCCUAACGAAGAAAACUAUGGCAGUGCGACUCACCAGCAGAAUCCACAAUCAAGUGGUCAUUCUGGAGAUCAAACUGGGGCUUACUCACAUGAUGCUGAGCGAAAAGAUCGAGACAAAUACCCUCAUGGUCAUUCACAAUCUCGAGUCUCGUCGGCCAAUGUGGAGCAUGGACGCGACAGCUACCCCCGAGAUACUGAAAGUUUUGGCAUGUCGCACCAACCAACCCCGGAUCAAAAUUCAGGCAGCUACCAGAUGCCUUCUCAUUUAUAUGAGAGUACUAACCCGGUGACUCAUCUCAAAUGUCUUCAGUUACUCAAGAGUUUGAUCUGAGCCUUGGGUUGUCUUUGAAAAGUUCACAACCGAAAAAACAAAAGCCUAAAGUUUCU